AUGUUUCACGCAUUUGACUUCAAGCCUCUUAGGCGAUAUAAAUCUGGAACGGAUAAAACCUAUAUUGGAUUUCAUCAAACAAAACCUGAGUAUGCUAUAGGUAUUGCUAAAACAGGCUUUCGCAUUAGUAGUACACCGCCACAAAUGCUUGGCUUUGGUGUUUACUUUGCUCGCUCUUUUAAAGAUACAGGUGGCAAAGCACGUUCCAGCGGUGCCUUCAUCUGUGCAGAAGUUAAUAUGAAACGAGUUCGAGUUGUAAACUAUUCCGAGCUCUGCGAGGUGCAAAACACAGAUGCAUGGUGGAAUGAGUACGACACAAUCUACUAUGCUCAUGAACAAGAAAAUCGUGACGAAUUCUGCGUAAAAGAUCCAGCACAAAUAUUGAAUUGGAUCAUCAUAAUUGAUGAUGAUCGACUGCGCCGAUAUGGCCUUGAUACAGACUUUAAUAAUACUUGUUGCAACUGCAUUUAG
Messenger RNA from Rotaria socialis, 471 nucleotides. NCBI's taxonomy places the organism in Eukaryota, Metazoa, Rotifera, Eurotatoria, Philodinida, Philodinidae. The record is from the annotation of a GenBank genome assembly.